Carassius auratus (goldfish) is the source of this 368-nucleotide messenger RNA. RefSeq names its product dihydropyrimidine dehydrogenase [NADP(+)]-like. Bases 48 to 368 code for a protein of 106 amino acids. Gene Ontology annotation, cellular component: cytosol. Gene Ontology annotation, molecular function: NADP binding; uracil binding; dihydropyrimidine dehydrogenase (NADP+) activity. The transcript has 3 exons. The record is from RefSeq and is a predicted model, not a curated record. Gene Ontology annotation, biological process: uracil catabolic process; thymine catabolic process. NCBI's taxonomy places the organism in Eukaryota, Metazoa, Chordata, Actinopteri, Cypriniformes, Cyprinidae.
AGUCUGGCGCUGAUGCCCUGGAGCUGAAUCUAUCAUGUCCUCAUGGAAUGGGGGAGAGAGGAAUGGGGCUCGCCUGUGGGCAGGAUCCAGAGCUGGUGUGGAACAUCUGUCUGAGGGUUCGGCAGGCUGUUCAGAUCCCGUUCUUUGCCAAACUCAACUCUAAUGUGACCAAGAUCGUGGACAUUGCCAAGGCUGCACAGGAAGGUGGAGCAGAUGGCAUCGCAGCCACCAACACGGUUUCGGGGCUGAUGGGACUCAAGGCAGACGGCUCUCCCUGGCCUGGCAUCGGCCGAGGAAGGCGCACCACAUAUGGUGGAGUGUCUGGUGAGUGUCACCCACCUCACUGGAUCCAUUUCUUUCUCCUCUGA